CUUUGUCUUCAACCAGGCCCCUACCAUCUCAUGCAAAGCUGAUUGUAAAUUGUAUCUAAAUUUGGUUUGAGUUCCGUUGUCUAUAAAUACCUUCUUUGUAUCUUUGUAAUGGCAGAAGAUAGCCUCCUUUAGAAAUCCUUAUGACCUAUGUAAAGAGUUUGUUGAAUCUAAUAAUAUAUGUCUGUUUGUUGUAUCUAGUUUUCUGUUCUAUAUUUCUUUAGCGUUAUAUUUUCUUAACCAGUUGCCAUAAUAUUCUUACACCCUCUUUCCCUCUCUCUUCCACUCUCUAUCUAUAGAUUGGUACUGCCUCUAGGCAUUCAUUAACCACCGAACACAAAACAAAUUAUUGUACUACUGCCUCUAGGCAUUCGUUAACCACCGAACACAAAACCAAUUAUUGUUGUGAGGGUCAGAAUAAGAUCUCUGCAUUCUUUGAUAAAAUCAUCAAGUAACUUCAUAAUGGAUGUGCACUAUAAGAUUCCAAUGAUGAUAUAGUUUAAUUUGUCCAUUUGUGGUUACCGCUUUUUUAACUUUUAUUAGUGUUUGUUUGUCCAUAAAAGGAUCCUCCUCCUCGAGGGAGAACCGGAUCAAGAAAGUAUACAUAUACAGCAGGGGAAAUCACUCGGAUUUCAAGCGACUUUAUACCAACAAAUAAGAUCAAGCGAAGAUGUCUACUUCCAGAAGCUCAAAACUUCAUGUAGCCAUGUUUCCCUGGUUUGCCUUUGGCCAUUUCACUCCAUUCCUCCAUCUCUCCAACAAGCUUGCAGAGAGAGGCCAUAGGGUAUCCUUCUUACUUCCCAAAGGAGCACAAGCAAAGCUACAACAUCUCAACCAUUAUCCAAACCUUAUCAGCUUCUCUCCCCUUCUCGUUCCCCAUGUAGAUACCCUACCUCCUGGAGCCGAGACUGCCUCGGAUGUUCCUUUUUCACUUCAUAUGCAACUUGCUAUUGCUUUUGACCGAACCCAAAACCAAGUUGAAACCAUUCUUACCACUCUCAAGCCUCACUUCAUCUUCUUUGACUUCAGUUAUUGGUUGCCAGCCCUUGCACACCAACUUGGCACCAAGGCCAUAGCCUAUUCCGUGGUAAGCGCGGCCACAAUCGCAUUCAUUAUGGUUCCCGCUAAGAAGAUGGAAAAGGAUAUGACUAAUGAAGAGCUAAUCCAACCGCCUUCAGGCUAUCCUUCUUUGUCAGUGGUGUUCAAAUACAAGGAGUUCGAAAUUGCAACAAUAAAAAUACUUGCUGAAGAUCAUGGAACUGGGGUGCCCAUGUACUUUCGAAUUACAUCUAGCAUAAAAGAGAGUGAUGCGGUUGCCUUUAGAACAUAUCAUGAGGUUGAGGGGCCAUAUUGUGACUAUCUAAGGCAGCAGUACGCUAAGCCUGCGUUGCUAACGGGACCUGUCCUGACUGAAACACCAGAAACAAAGCUAGACGAAAAAUGGACUAAAUGGUUAUGCAAUUUUGAGCAAGGUACUGUGGUGUAUUGUGCAUUUGGGAGUCAAAAUAUACUACAAAAGGACCAGUUUCAAGAGUUGCUUUUGGGAUUCGAGCUAUGUGGGCAGCCAUUUUUGGUGGCUCUUAAGUACUCCAGUUGGAUGCGCAACAAUUGAAGAAGCUUUGCCAGAGGAGUUUGUAGAGAGAGUUAAAGGGAGAGGGUGGGUGUAUGGGGGUUGGGUGCCACAAACAUUGAUAUUGGAGCACCCAUCUGUAGGUUGUUCUGUGACCCAUUGUGGUUAUGGGUCCAUGUGGGAGUCUCUUCUUAGUGAUUGCCAAAUAGUAUGUGUUCCAUACCUUAAUGAUCAAAUUUUGAAUGCCAGAUUAAUGGUGGAAGAACUCAAGGUUGCAGUGGAGGUGGAGAGAGAAGAUAAUGGUUGGAUUUCAAAGCAGAGUUUGAGUGAGGCCAUUAUCUCUGUGUUGGACAAUAACAGUGAAGCAGCUGGGAUAGUGAAACAUAAUCAUGCCAAAUUGAAGAAGGUAAUUACUAGCGAAGGCAUGCAAGAGAGAUAUUUGGACACUUUCAUUCAGAGCCUACAAGGUCUUUUGGAUUGACUUGAGUGACUGUAUGAACUCAACUACAUCUUAAUCACUUUCACUUGCCCGAAGAAGAGCAGUAGAUGUUAGUUGUUGGCUGCUGCUAGAGUCCAGUGCACACACGGCAAGUCCUACAUCAGAUGUAGAUUAUUAAGAGCUAUCUUUUAUUGAUUUUAUCUAUUGCCAUUAUUUUUUAUUUAAUGUGUUGAUGUUAUUGGUUUGAGUGCUCGUAGAGUCGUUGAUGAUUGAUUAAUGUGGGGUAACAUUUGAUGAUCCUUAUCAAUUAUCCAUAUCCUUUGCUUGUCCUUAUCA
Messenger RNA from Quercus lobata, 2342 nucleotides. Its product is annotated as anthocyanidin 3-O-glucoside 2'''-O-xylosyltransferase-like. The transcript has a single exon. NCBI's taxonomy places the organism in Eukaryota, Viridiplantae, Streptophyta, Magnoliopsida, Fagales, Fagaceae. Bases 668 to 1609 code for a protein of 313 amino acids. The record is from RefSeq and is a predicted model, not a curated record. Gene Ontology annotation, molecular function: UDP-glucosyltransferase activity.